UAAUUUGAGCCUGGCUAGGCUACACCAGCAGCAGCACAAAGAAGCCAGAGAGAGAGAAUAGAGAGAGAGAGAGAGAGAGAGAGAUGGGUGAGUCAUCUGUGUCGCUUCCGUCGGGGCCGGACGCAAAAAAGAGGCGGGUGAGCUACUUCUACGAGCCGUCAAUCGGAGACUACUACUACGGGCAGGGACACCCGAUGAAGCCCCACAGAAUCAGGAUGGCACACAACCUGAUCGUGCACUACUCCCUCCACCGGCGCAUGGAGAUCAACAGGCCCUUCCCAGCAGCCCCCGACGACAUCCGCCUCUUCCACUCCAACGACUACGUUGACUUCCUGGCCUCCGUCACCCCUGAGACCCUCCACGAUCACACCCACGCCCGCCAUCUCAAGCGCUUCAACGUCGGCGAGGACUGUCCUGUCUUCGACGGCCUUUUCUCCUUCUGCCAGUCCUCCGCUGGCGGAUCCAUCGGCGCCGCCGUCAAACUCAAUCGUCAGGACGCCGACAUCGCCAUCAACUGGGCCGGCGGUUUGCACCACGCCAAGAAGUCCGAGGCCUCUGGCUUUUGCUACGUCAAUGACAUCGUUUUGGGCAUCCUUGAGCUCCUCAAGGUUCACAGGCGUGUACUGUAUGUAGACAUCGAUGUCCACCAUGGAGAUGGUGUUGAGGAGGCAUUUUUUACCACAGAUAGGGUGAUGACGGUGUCUUUCCAUAAAUUUGGAGACUUCUUUCCUGGCACUGGGCAUAUUAAAGACAUUGGGGUACUGGGUGGUAAGUAUUAUGCACUAAAUGUUCCCUUAAAUGAUGGAUUGGAUGAUGGGAGCUUCCGUGGUCUAUUUCAACCUAUCAUCCAAAAGGUUAUGGAGGUUUAUCAGCCAGAUGCAGUUGUUCUCCAAUGUGGAGCUGAUUCAUUGUCUGGUGAUAGAUUGGGGUGUUUCAACUUGUCUGUGAAAGGCCAUGCAGAUUGCCUUCGUUUUCUUAGAUCUUUCAAUGUCCCUCUAAUGGUUUUGGGUGGGGGAGGCUAUACAAUUCGGAAUGUUGCCCGCUGUUGGUGCUAUGAGACAGCAGUUGCUGUUGGGGUAGAACCUGAUAAUAAAUUGCCUUACAAUGAGUAUUAUGAAUACUUUGGCCCAGAUUACACUCUUCAUGUUGAACCAAGCUCUGUGGAGAACUUGAACUCCGCCAAAGAUUUGGAAAAAAUAAGGACCAUGCUACUUGAGCAACUUUCCAGAUUGCCACAUGCACCCAGUGUAUCAUUUCAAACGACACCUCCGACUACACAAGUUCCGGAAGAGGUGGUAGAACAUAUGGAUCGAAGACCAAAACAACGCAUAUGGAAUGGUGAGGAUUAUGAGUCUGAUGCUGAUGAAGAUGAGAAGCCUCGACAUCAGAGCUUGAACUUUAAUCCUCGCCCCAUUGCAAAUGCUGAAAUGAGGGAUAUUGCAGAUGGAAUCAAAGAAGAGAAUAUGACAGAGGCAUAUCCGCCAUCCUGAUACAGAUGAACGCCCAGACUGGUCCUCCCUUUGGGGGGUUGCGCUGCACAGUGGAUUUUUCUAGAUCAUUAUGUAAGGCAUUAGAGUAGUUACUUAUGAGGUGUCUUGUUACUGAGAACUCUUUUCUUCCCCCGCCAUUUUUCCUGAACCAAUUCAACACUUCCAGCCAGUAGAGGAAAGGAUAUCCAUACUUGUUCCGUGCGGCAAAGAAGCUACGAUGAUGAUGAUGAACUAAGCUUGAUCUUCUACAUAUUUCAAUGUUGAUUGCUUUCUUUAUGGAAUCAAAUGGGUUCUCAGUCUUCAUUUGAUGCCAAAAUAUGUUAUUUUUGUCUUUUGAAUUGUUUCAUCUAGAACAAGCCUGUAACGUAUGUGGAAAAAAACAACAUUUCAACAGCAGUUAAGGAGGGCAGGGUCCCCCUGUUCGAAGAGCCAAAAAAAAAAACACAUUUCAGCACUUUAUGCUCUGCUUGCUUCCAAUUUUAGAAUCAGAGAAUGUGAAAUUCCGUAUCAUUUUAGUUACAAGAUUUUGCUAUGUUGGGGCAAAUGGUUUAGAGUGACCUAUUUUUGAAAAGAGAGAAUGCAAUCUAGGCUUGAGAAAGUAGAAAUUAUGUGACAAUUGUGGGAUCAAAUUACAGGAUUUUGGAUGCUCUGCUAUUCACGGUAAAAACAAAAAAGAAAUUCAGUUCUCUCUA
Camellia sinensis is the source of this 2182-nucleotide messenger RNA. It is a transcript of the gene HDA6, whose product is annotated as histone deacetylase 6. Gene Ontology annotation, molecular function: histone deacetylase activity. Gene Ontology annotation, cellular component: nucleus. Lineage: Eukaryota; Viridiplantae; Streptophyta; Magnoliopsida; Ericales; Theaceae. The record is from RefSeq and is a predicted model, not a curated record. Gene Ontology annotation, biological process: epigenetic regulation of gene expression.